Molecule: messenger RNA, 2019 nt
Organism: Mucor mucedo
Lineage: Eukaryota; Fungi; Mucoromycota; Mucoromycetes; Mucorales; Mucoraceae
Product: glycyl-tRNA synthetase
Exons: 5
Coding region: 9-1925 (638 amino acids)
Biological process (GO): mitochondrial glycyl-tRNA aminoacylation
Cellular component (GO): cytoplasm; mitochondrion
Molecular function (GO): glycine-tRNA ligase activity; ATP binding
Source: RefSeq, a predicted model, not a curated record
CAAAUAUAAUGGCUUCUGCUGAGAAUUUUGACAGAGCUGCUCUCGAGCAACUCAUCACCAAGCGUUUCUUUUACGCGCCUUCUUUCCAAAUUUAUGGUGGUGUUGCCGGUCUUUACGAUUUCGGACCUUCUGGAUGUGCACUUUUCAACAACAUCGUUUCCGUUUGGCGUAACCAUUUCGUCUUGGAGGAAGAGAUGCUCGAAGUCGAUACUUCUAUUAUGACCACCUACGAUGUUCUUAAGACCUCUGGUCACGUCGAUAAAUUUUCUGAUUACAUGUGUAAGGAUUUAAAGAAUGGUGAAAUUUUCAGAGCUGAUCACGUCAUUGAGGCUGUCUUAGAGGCACGUCUCCAAGGUGAUAAGGAAGCCAGAUCCGCCAAGGCUGGCAAGACCACUGAAGAAAUCGCUGCUGAUACUGCUGCCGAUGCUGCUAACAAGGUCGAUAAAAAGAAGAAGAAGAAGAAGGGUGUUGUUGUUGCUGUCGAGUUAGCCGAUGACGUUCGUCAAUCUUAUGAAGAAUGUUUAGCCCAAAUCGAUAACUUUGAUGGUGAUGAAUUAACCGCUAUCAUGAAGAAGUUCGAAAUCCGUUCUCCUGAAUCCGGUAACGAACUUUCUGACCCCAAGGCAUUCAAUUUGAUGUUCGAGUCUUUGAUUGGUCCUACUGGUCAACUUAAGGGUUUCUUGAGACCUGAAACUGCUCAAGGUCAAUUCCUUAACUUCAAGAAGCUUUUGGAAUUUAACAAUGAUAAGAUGCCUUUUGCUUCUGCUCAAGUUGGUCGUUCUUUCCGUAACGAAAUUUCUCCUCGUUCCGGUCUUUUACGUGUCCGUGAAUUCACCAUGGCCGAAAUCGAACAUUACGUCGAUCCUGAUAACAAGGACCAUCCCAGAUUCAAUGAAGUAAAGGAUAUUGUCUUGACUAUCUUGGCCAAGGAUGUGCAAUUGAGCGGUAAGACCACUACCAGCCAAAUCACCGUUGGUGAGGCUGUCGCUAAAAAGAUCAUUGAUAACGAAACUCUUGGUUACUUCAUUGCUCGUAUCCACCUCUUUUUGGCAAAGAUUGGUAUCAAGAAUGACCGUCUUCGUUUCCGUCAACAUAUGGACAACGAAAUGGCUCAUUAUGCCGCUGAUUGUUGGGAUGCUGAAAUCAAGACCAGUUACGGUUGGAUUGAAUGUGUCGGUUGUGCCGAUCGUUCUGCUUAUGAUUUGACUGUCCACUCCAAGCGUACUGGUGAAAAGUUGAUUGUUCGUGAGCAAUUAGCUGAACCCCGUACCGUUGAGCUCUGGCAAGUUGAGAUCAACAAGAAGACCUUUGGACCCAAGUACAAGAAGGAAGCCAAGGCUGUCGAAGAAGCUCUUUUGGCUCUUUCCGACGAUCAAUAUGCCGCUCUUGCUCAAGAAUUAGAAUCCAACGGUGUUGGAUCUGUUCAAGUGAAUGGUGCCGCUGUUGAGGUUGGCAAGGAAAAUGUUACUGUCAAGAAGGGUACUGUUACCGAACAUGUCCGUGAAUACACUCCCAGUGUUAUUGAGCCUUCUUUCGGUAUCGGUCGUAUUCUUUACUCUCUUUUGGAACACAGCUGGUGGGUUCGUGAAGAUGACGAGGCUCGUAACGUCCUUUCUUUCCCUACCAUUGUUGCUCCCUUCAAGUGUUGUCUUUUACCUCUUUCUGGUAACGAGCAAUUUGUUCCCUUUGUCCGCAAGUUCUCUCGUGAGCUUCGUGCUGCUGGUAUUUCUCUCCGUACUGACGAUUCUAAGGCUUCUAUCGGUCGUAGAUAUGCCCGUAACGAUGAGCUCGGUAUUCCUUUUGCCAUUACCAUCGAUUUUGAUACUGUUCAAGAUGGAACCGUCACUCUCCGUCAACGUGACUCCACUGAGCAAGUUCGUGACUCUUUCGAAAACAUUUUGAAGAUUCUUAAAGAAUCCAACUAAUUUUACAUAUCUACAUACACGUUCCUCUCUUUUUAAACAAUUCAAAAAUAAAUUUUUAUAUAUUAUUUCGCGCAUUUUUGAAAAAAAAAAAAAA